UUAUAGUGUAACGCUGUCGCUCCCUCCCUUGUGUUUUAUUUUUCCUUCUGUUCUGCGAAUCGGGCUUUGGCAGUUGACACCGCCUCCCUCAGUCGCGGCAGCCGCCUCUUCUCUCUCGCUCUCAGGUGCUCAAAUUUCUCUGAUGCCUCUUAUAAUGGAUGUUUCGGCCCAGACAGAUUACCAGCCGCCACCGGGAUUUGUGGAGGAUAAAAGGGAUCCACUCAUUGACUUCAACUUAACAGACUCGACUGAGCUAUGGCUUAUUCAAUGGCCUAUUAAUCAUCCUCCUGAUUUUGAUGGGCAACAUGUGUCGCUGAACCUUAAGAAUGAUGGAUGUCUGGGCACCUUAGAGGGUUCUUCUGGAAAAUCAUAUGAAGUGGUAAGUUUCAAGUCCCAAGGUCCGGAGGCUACCGUUUUUCUAUCUUCAGCAUCAGAGGCUAAAAUUGCUGGGAAGAUUUCUAGGCGUGUUUCGUUGAUCCAUUACCCAGAGCCUAGUGAACUUCAGAAACGCAAUAACCUUAACUCGAGUCAGUCUCAACGGUCCUCAGCUGCUACUUCAACCAUGUCUGGUCGUCGUUUUGCAACUCCCACCCGUAGUAUUAGACCUAAAAAUUCUCAGGCAAUGAGUGGUUACUCCACACCAAGCAGCAGAAACAAGAGUUCUGUGUCUGGACCUGCGGAGCCUCCGAAGCCGCCAAAGAGAAAACGUGUGGACGAGCAGAAUAGAUCCAUGGAACAUUCUAUCCAGGACUCAGGAAAGGGAAAUAGCGCUGUAACCUCUACUGGGUCCUUGGGACACUCUGAGGAAAGAAAAUCAAAGAAGAAAAAGAAACUUGAAAGCUGAACUUCCAUUGCAUGUGUCUACAGCUUUAAUUUCUAGCUCGGGUUUUUGUUAUGAUAAAUCUGAUCCUUUUGCCAUACAUGUAGUUGAUUUGCCUGAGAAUCUUUGUAAUACGUUGCAGAAUUUUGUGGAAUUCUGAGGAGUUUGGUCUCGAUAUCUAUAGUUUGAUUUGUUUUUUUUAA
Messenger RNA from Sesamum indicum (sesame), 1023 nucleotides. Its product is annotated as mediator-associated protein 2. The record is from RefSeq and is a predicted model, not a curated record. Lineage: Eukaryota; Viridiplantae; Streptophyta; Magnoliopsida; Lamiales; Pedaliaceae.